Molecule: messenger RNA, 2897 nt
Organism: Erigeron canadensis
Lineage: Eukaryota; Viridiplantae; Streptophyta; Magnoliopsida; Asterales; Asteraceae
Product: phosphatidylinositol 4-phosphate 5-kinase 8-like
Exons: 10
Coding region: 197-2545 (782 amino acids)
Biological process (GO): phosphatidylinositol metabolic process
Molecular function (GO): 1-phosphatidylinositol-4-phosphate 5-kinase activity; ATP binding
Source: RefSeq, a predicted model, not a curated record
UGGAUUUUAUAUCAUAUAAAUACACACAUGUAAGUUAAAAAAGACCAGCGAAUGAACUCCACUAAUAAUAAUUAUACAUACACUUUCUGAUUCUAUAGGUUUUAAAAUCGGCGCCUUAUUACUUCAUUUCUGGAUCUUCAGUUUUGUUGGGCUGUGUUUUUUCAUAUGCUAUAACUGACAAGAGGUACUCUGGGAAAUGGUCAAAGUCAACAGGAUGAGUCAAGAGAUAAAUUUACAUGGAGAUAUCUAUUUUGGCGAUGUGAAGGGAAAUAUUCCUCACGGCGUGGGUAGAUACACGUGGUCAGAUGGUACAGUUUAUGAUGGUAAUUGGGAAGAUGGAAAAAUGAGUGGGAGAGGGCAGAUCUCUUGGUCAUCUGGAACAAUAUACGAGGGUGAAUUUUCUGGGGGCUAUCUCCAUGGUUUUGGCACGUUGACAAAUCCUGACGGAUCUGUAUACAAAGGCUCCUGGAGGUUGAACAUACAAAAUGGGCUUGGGAGAAAGCAGUAUAGCAACUCUGAUAUUUAUGAUGGCUGCUGGAAAGACGGAGUACAUGAAGGCAGUGGCAAGUACGCUUGGAGUAAUGGCAACAUGUAUAUAGGAAACUGGAAAGGUGGAAAAAUGUGUGGUCGAGGGGUGAUGAAAUGGCUGAAUGGUGACCUGUUUGAUGGUUCUUGGUCAAAUGGGCAUAGACAUGGGUCAGGUGUCUAUAGGUUCGUGGAUGGAAGUUAUUAUUUUGGGACUUGGACUAAGGGUCUCAAGGAUGGACAAGGUACAUUUUAUGCUGCAGGGCGGAAAUGUGCAUCUUUUAGAAAGUUCGACAGAAAGAAAGGCCUGAUAACUGAUGGUUCUACCGCUAGGUCUGAGAGGUUCAGGGAUUUGGAACGUAAUGUUGGUAGAAGUCUAUCUGAAAAAAUAUCGUUCAAUGGGUUCUUCAGAGACUCAGGUCGAAUAUCAAGCAGGAGACUACCGCCUGAAGAAGAUUAUAGCUUUGGGGAUUCUACUAGAGAGUUCUCAACUUCUGGGAAAACAGACAUGUUGUCGUAUAUUUCAGAUGAAGAGGAAAGUGAGCUAGAUGAUGAUAGCACUGUGGCUUGGGAAAGGGAGUACAUGCAAGGUGUUUUAAUGAAAGAACGUGUUAAGAGUAAAGUAGGACUAUCGUCCAAAAACAAGCAGCAGAACAAAUUUCAUGCAAAUGAAGUGAAAAAGAAAUCAUGUGUCGAUAUAUUUGAGGGCCAUAAGAGUUACUAUCUGAUGCUUAAUCUGCAACUAGGUAUCAGGUACACAGUUGGUAAGAUUACACCAGUUCCUAUGCGUGAAGUUAGAUCUUCAGAUUUUGGGGAACGAGCUAGAAUAAGGAUGUAUUUCCCUAGGAAGGGUUCACAGUUUACACCUCCACACUACUCCAUUGACUUCUCCUGGAAAGACUACUGUCCUAUGGUAUUUAGGAAUUUGAGGGAGAUGUUCAAGCUGGAUGCUGCUGAAUAUAUGAUGUCCAUAUGUGGGGAUGAUGGUUUGAGAGAGCUCUCUUCUCCAGGAAAAAGUGGGAGCAUAUUCUACCUUUCUCAUGAUGACAGCUUUGUUAUCAAGACAUUAAGAAAAUCUGAACUGAAGGUUCUACUCAAGAUGCUUCCUAGCUAUUACGAUCAUGUAAAGAAGUAUGAUAACACUUUGAUCACCAAGUUUUUUGGCCUACAUGAGAUAACAUUGAGAGGCGGCAAGAAGGUACGUUUUAUAGUCAUGGGAAACAUGUUUAAAACAGAACUUCGGAUACAUCGACGUUAUGAUUUGAAGGGUUCUUGUCAAGGAAGAAUAACAAAUAAGGAUCAUAUAGAUGAGGGCACCACAUUAAAAGACCUUGAUCUAGCAUAUGAAUUCCGUAUGGACAAGUCAUUGCGUGAGGCACUUUUUGACCAAAUCCGUCUAGACUGCAACUUUUUAGAAUCUCAGCAGGUCAUAGAUUACAGCCUCCUCCUGGGAUUGCAUUUUAGAGCUCCUGAGCAUUUAAAGGCCCUUUUGGAACCACCCGGCGCAAAGCUCGGGUGUGGUGCACCUGUUAGUGAUGGGUCAACGUCAGGGGACCUCUCAAUCCCUCCAUCAGGUCUUCUUCUAGUGACGCAUGAACCUAGUUCUGUCAACACUGCACCAGGUCCUCACAUAAGAGGAAGCACCUUGAGAGCGUUUUCUGUAGGUGACAAGGAAGUUGAUCUACUUCUUCCUGGUACUGGAAGAUUACGAGUGCAGUUAGGUGUCAAUAUGCCAGCUCAGGCAAACCGCAAAGUUUCACAGGAUACAACCAGUUCAGCAGAAGUAGAACUAUUUGAGGUAUAUGACGUUGUUCUAUAUCUUGGCAUAAUUGAUAUACUACAAGACUAUAGCGUGAGGAAGAAAAUAGAGCAUGCCUGUAAAUCGGUUCGGUACGAUCCCAUGUCAAUAUCCGUUGCGGAUCCUAAAUUCUACUCGAAACGUUUCAUCAAUUUUUUGGAGAAGGUUUUUCCUGUUGAUCUUGGAACUUCUAACAUGAUGCAAGAUUCAUUUAUAACAUAGCAAGUAUAUAGUCUUUUCAGUCCUUUGGUCAUCACUUUUGUAGAUGUAGUUGUAUCUGUACCAUAUCACAUCAUAUAUUUGCAUAUAUUUUUGUUUUUGUUGAUGUACAAACAAUUUCCACCCCAUUCCAAGCUGAAUCACUAUUGGUGAACACCUCACUAGUUGAUUCAGACAUUUGUAUGUGCCCUUUAGGUUUGUCAACAAGACAAGGCAGGAUGACUGGUCUUCAAUUUCAUAGGGGUCCAAUGGAUCAGUUGCAUGUUUUGUUUGAAUGAAGGAACAAUGUAUGCUCUCUUUUGGGGGCUUGUUCUUUUUUCUUUCUUUUUUCAAUACACAAAUUUCAUUGUGGGCC